This is a messenger RNA of Adineta ricciae, 513 nucleotides long. The record is from the annotation of a GenBank genome assembly. Lineage: Eukaryota; Metazoa; Rotifera; Eurotatoria; Adinetida; Adinetidae.
AUGGCAUCGCAACAUAAUCAUUCUGAUUCUAUGCACGAUCAUAUGAUGUCACAGAUGGCUUUUCAUACAGGUGUUACGGAAACAAUUUUAUUCGAAUCAUGGAUAACUACGUCACCUUCAAUUUUUCUUAUCUCAUGCAUAUUCAUAUUUAUCUUGAGUAUUUUGCAUGAAGGUAUCAAAGAAUUUCAUCGAUUUUCAGAACAAGAACGACUUACUAAACAACCAGUACGUUUAGAUGAUGCUAUUGAAAAUGAACUGGCUCGUAUGAAUACUGAAUCUCUUCCAACAACAAUUCGCACUAAAACUAAAAUUCGUCCAUCAUACUCCGAACGCAUACUGUCGAAUAUAUUAUAUACCACUAACAUAAUACUUAGCUAUAGUUUAAUGCUCAUUGCAAUGACGUUCAAUGUUUAUCUUUUUCUUGCUAUUGUACUUGGAAUUGGCGUUGGGCAUUUUAUAUUUACAUUGAGUGGUAUAACUUCUUCAAGUUACAGAAAUCGCCGUCACUCGUAG